Cherax quadricarinatus is the source of this 2074-nucleotide messenger RNA. RefSeq names its product zinc finger protein 271. The record is from RefSeq and is a predicted model, not a curated record. Gene Ontology annotation, biological process: regulation of transcription by RNA polymerase II. Lineage: Eukaryota; Metazoa; Arthropoda; Malacostraca; Decapoda; Parastacidae. Gene Ontology annotation, molecular function: DNA-binding transcription factor activity; RNA polymerase II cis-regulatory region sequence-specific DNA binding.
CAACAACAAAGGAACACCAUCACCCUGAAAGGUUUCACUCGCCCUGCAGGAAGAAAACUCCAGUUUUCUCCCUGAAAACCACACAAAUCAGGUUAAUUUUUGUUGCCUGAGUAGCCCUGAGGGAUAACAGAACACCAGGUGACCUGUGGACGGUGUGGAUAAGCCAGGAUAAGCCAGGCAGAGGCCGGAAAUGUGGGGUCUUAAGGUGCCGUACACGAUGUAGAUCACAACAAAUGACUGUAAACAAACGUAAGAGCAGACGGGAGGAUUGAACUGUGGUCCUGGCCUGGACAGGUCCAUCUGCUCCACAGCCCCUGUUGUGGUACUAAGCUGGAGUGAGGACCAGGAUUGCUAGGUACUGGUACUAGGCUGGAGUGAGGACUAGGAUCACCAGGUACUGAUACUAGGCUGGACUGAGGACCAGGUUCACCAGGUACUGGUACUAGGCUGGAGUGAGGACCAGGAUCACCAGGUACUGAUACUGGAGUAGCAGCUACCAGUGGCAUUAGGCUGGAGUGAGGACCAAGAUCACCAGGUACUGGUACUGGAGUAGCAGAUAUUAGUAGUACUAGGCUCCAGCAAAGACCUGGUACUGGAAGUACCAUCUGUUCCACCAGUACUUUCUACCACACCAGUACCAUCUACUCCACCAGUACCAUUACUACACCAGUACCAUCUACUACAUCAGUACCAUCUACUCCACCAGUACCAUCUACACCAGUACUAUCUACUCCACCAGUACCAUCUACUACACCAAUACCAUCUACUACACACCAGUACUAUCUACUCCACCAGUACCAUCUACUACUCCAGUACCAUCUACUACAGUACUAUCUACUCCACCAGUACUAUCUACUCCACCAGUACCAUCUACUACUCAAUUCUAAAUCGAUCGCUCAAACUCGGACCCCAAUUUCACUUUUCUCCAAGGAUUCGACUGGUUACAAAUUCCUGUCAAUGCACAUCACAAAUAUUUGACUCUACUUUUGUGUACUGUACUAUAUACAUCAGAAUAAUUGUUAUUGUACUCAUGUACUCAAAUAUUUAGCACAAAGCAACAGAAAUAGGGAUAAAUAUUGCAGAUUUUGGAUUCUGUAAUUUUUGUGUGUUCAAAAUCGAUUUUCGUCAAUACAGACAUUGUUUGCCGUGGGUUCAGUCAUCAGUUUUUGUGUAUUGAAUCAUCAAUUUUGUAUAUUCAGUCAUCAAUUUUUGUGCAUCUUAUCACCAUUUUUUGCAGAUUUUAUCAUCAAUUUUCGUAAAAUUUAUCACCAGUUUUUGUGGAUUUGUACAUCAGUUUCCAUUGCUUGCCUAUUUUAAGGAAUUAUUUCUCUAUAUUCACACCAUUGAUGACUUUCGUGUUGCCAUUAUUCUGUGUGAAAUAAUUGAAUGUUUGACUGACGAAGAGAUAAGCAUAUGCAUUCGAAACAUGCGUGUGUACACAGAUAAGAAGACGUACAGGUGCUCCGAGUGUCUGAAAUGCUUCCCGCAGAAGCACCACCUGCUGGCGCACAGGAGCGUACACACGGGCGGUAAGCCAUACAAAUGCACCGUGUGUGCCAAGGAGUUCCUGUACACCUCACAUCUCAAACGCCACCAGAAGGUGCACACAGGGGUGAAGCCGCACCAGUGCCCAGUGUGCGCAAAAAGCUUUGCAGAAAAACAGGAUCUGGCCAGACAUGAGAGAGUUCACACAGGGGAGAAGCCAUUUCAGUGCCCUGUUUGUCUGAAGGAAUUCUCCGAUGGCUCGUACCUCACCAAACACCAGCGCAUCCACACAGACGACCAGUCCUACCGGUGCUCCGUGUGCUUGAAGGUGUUCGUGUGUAGCAACACCCUCAAAAUCCACACGAGGAUCCACACGGGGGAGAAACCGUACAAGUGCUCGCUGUGUUUGAAGGAUUUCACUGAUAUUUCCAGUCUGGCCAAACACCGGAGGAUCCAUACGGGGGAGAAACCAUAUAAGUGUUCCAUGUGUUUGAAGGAUUUCAAACAAACAGGACACCUCAUCACACACAUGAGGAUGCACACGGGAGAGAAGCCCUACCAUGUUCCGUGUUUCCAAGGAUUUUCCUAA